Messenger RNA from Orbilia oligospora ATCC 24927, 3849 nucleotides. RefSeq lists its product as uncharacterized. The record is from RefSeq and is a predicted model, not a curated record. Bases 1 to 3849 code for a protein of 1282 amino acids. NCBI's taxonomy places the organism in Eukaryota, Fungi, Ascomycota, Orbiliomycetes, Orbiliales, Orbiliaceae. The transcript has 4 exons.
AUGUGGAUACCACCGCAAUCGACGUCGGACAAAUCGCUGGAGGUCAGCCAGUAUGUUGGGGAUAAGUCGCUCAAGAAGAGGGCAUACGUCAAGAUUGAAGAAUGGGAGCCGCACAAGGAUUUUGUGCUACGACAGCGGCAUGCGAAGGUCAAGGAGAAGGAUAUAUUGUAUGCGCUGAGGCAUGAGAGAGGGUUCAUGGUGGAAAUGCAUCAAUUGAAGAAAGUGCUUCAAUUAUGGAAUUCUAAAAGGAAUCUUAAGCGCAAGCAAAGAGACUACAUUGUCCAGAUCGUUAAGGAACGCCGGAGAGCAGGGAAGAACCAGACAAUAUUCUACCACCCGAGUGGCACCUUAAUCGACCUUCCCGAGGUUAAGGAGAUAAUGCGGCGAUAUGGAAACUCGGAACCCCUGGAGCCUCCCAGUCCCGGCGGGCUCAUCCCUGGGAGCCCCAGGCUCCGCCAGACGCCGCCGGAUAUCUUAUUCAGCAAUCGUGAAAUUUCACCAAAUUAUAAUGACCAUCUUUCAAUGGUCCAUAGCAAUGCAUCCCCCGGAUCCCUUGGUAGUCUGCACUCACCGAUUGUAGAAACAGGACUGGAAUACACCACUCCGCCACACCUUGCUAUCGAUUUGUUCCUACAACAGACAACUGCACAGUCAAGUGCGAAUGUUACUGUUCCUACGACGCUAGGUUACUCAACUGAUAUAUCUCCUGGUGCAAUAUACCCGCCUUUGGGAUUUGAAGACGAUUUAUCAAUGUCGUCUGCAUAUUCUGAUCUCAGUAGGCCAAUACAAACAGAUCUUAGCCAUUCGCUUGAUUAUAGAUUACAAAGACCAACUUUACCGACAAUAUCUCCAUCUUCUAUCACAACCGGGUAUAUUCCACCUCCUUCGAGCUCUAGCUACUUUCAAGGACCUCCUGCCCCGCCUCUGCAAUAUCAACCAAUCAGCGAAGGAUACUCUUACUCUGCUCCUGCUCCUCCUCCUGCCCCCCCUCCUGCCCCCCCAAGACGCCCAAUUCCUGGACAGUAUGCACCGCCGGCACCUUUACCUGCGCGAGCGCAACCAUUUGCCCCACCCCCACCCCCACCCCCGGGAGUGCCACAGACCAAGUCCAAAAGCAUCUUCUCACGUUUGGGUUUUUCGUCGUCCAAAAAGUCAAGUCAACCAGCAAUGGCUGCUGGAGGCUCUAUCGCACCUGGUGCGCCGGUAUCAGCUCCGUAUAUGCAACCGGGCGCAUCCGCAGAUCAACAAUUCCCGCCACCACAGGUGCAGUCGGCUCCGCCAGCUCCUCAAAUUGCCGCUCCUGGUAUCGCACCUGGCGGUCCUCUGCCAGCUCCUUCAGAUGCUAGGUUCAGGACACCCGCUCGUUCGAGCGCAAGAACCCCCAAGAAGGAACCAUUCGUCAAAGAAGAAUUUGCAGAGAUCUCAACUCUGGAUUACUCUCGUGAUGAUUCGAAGAAAUCAAAAGAGGGCAAGAGUUUUGGAUACUCUGAAAUGGCUGAUAGAGCUGGGAGAUUGCUUAGUGGGAUGCCACCGAAGGUGGAUGAGCCGAGUAAACGAUCUAGACAAAGGUUCGAGGAGGAAGAAACUACAAUGCGACGAAAGGCCGAAGAAGCAAGACUUGAAAGCCAGCGCUUGGAGCAGCACAUGUUUUAUGCCCAAGAACAAGAAAGGCUUAGAUCCAUUGAGCAGGCCAGAAUUCGAGAGGAAGAAGCCAGGCAUCGACAAUUCGAGAGGGCUUAUACCCAGCCUGAACCAAUGGAGGUUGACGAAGACGCUGAAUGGACAGAAGAGGAGGAGGAGACACAAGAUAACUGGGCGUCGUCGAGGCCACAUUGGAAGCAAGAGCCACAAGAAGAUGAAGAUGAGGAAUGGGGAGAGGAAGAAGAAGUAGAUUCGUGGCAAGAUCCAGGGACAUCACAAUGGCCUCUUGAUGGUGAAUACCUAAGAUUGCAAGAGACUCUUCAGAGGGUCUCUGGCAGGGUUAACUUCUACCAGCCAAUCAUGAGAAUCCAACGAGAGAUUAAGAUCGGCCCCAAGCAUACAAUUCUCGUAAGGCGAGAUUCGAAGAAACUUGUGUUUGAUGUGUCAGACGACUUUAAGAUCAAAUUGAAGGAAAUUAGGAAUGAUGAUUAUGAUGAUAUCGUCAGUGCACUGAAAGGCCUUAGCGUAUCUGAGAAAGAGAAGAAGGAUGACGACAAAGAGCUCGCUGACGCCCUAGAAGGUCUUAAAGUCUCCGAGGAUAAGAAAGACGGUGGGGAGAAAUGGGACGACGAAGAAGAGGAAGAGGAAUGGAGUGAAAAUGAAGAGAAGGAAGAUGAAUGGGGAGAAGAAGAUGAAAAGGGGGAUGAAUGGGGAGAAGAUACAGCAGAAGAAAAGGUGGGCGAUGGUAAAAGUGAUAAAGUUCUGGCUAAGUUCGAUAACCUUACACUGUCAGAAAAGUCACCCGCAGCUACCGAACAAAAGGCCACCACCAUUACUACAGAAAAACCGUUGGCAGCAGAGGUGGCGACUGAACAGCUAUCCAAGUUGAAGGACUACGUCCCGUUCAAGAAGUUCUUAAAAGUGGAGUUCGCAGACAAAGAACUCCAUGAACUUGAAUUUGCAUCCGACGAUAUGGAGCAAAUUUACAGGAUCCACCUUCGGGACUGGCUACAAAAGAAAGUUGAAGAUGCAGAAUGGGAACUUGGAAUGGCCCCGCAGCGCCCGAAGAAGAGCAACGGCAAGAAGUUCUUAGAUGAAAACGACAAAAGACGUCUACCAACUCAUAUCUACAAAGCCACAAAACAUCUUGUCAAGGCGGACAUAGACCCUAAUGCAACUAAAGCUGAAGUUCAGUAUGAAAAUAAACUCUGGAACUGGGUGCUAGAACGAUAUAAGACGAUUAUAUCGUACAUGAAAGAGAACUCAGAUACCUACUGGACAGAUCUGUGGAACAAAACGGAACAAGCUGUUGUAUAUUUUCUCCCGUUCUUAGGGAAAAGAUUCGGGACUAAGCACUGGUUUACAUUGGAGGGAAUCAAAUUGUUGGGGGAAAGUUAUAUUUGGGAAGAAAUCGAAGGCGGGUGGAAAUACGGCCUACAGCUGAGGAACCUUGCAUAUGACGGGUUUGUAAGUCUGGGCUUUGAAAACUCGGGUAUAGUGUCUGAUUGUGUAGAUGAUGGAGUAAUUGAAAGGGAAAGAAGACAGGGCAGAAGUAAGAUGGAACUCAGAAGGGCAGUGGAGCAUUAUCGAACAAUACGAGCAGAUUUUGGAGAUUGGAGCCAACUCGGAGUCUACGCUAUCGGGUUGCUAAUAAGAGCACUAGCCAGAGUGGAUAAAGAGAGAGCAGUAAAGCUGAUACCUAUCGCCGCUGCAGGAUUCUUAAAGAUUCCAAGAGGCUUGUGGUGGAGGCUUGAGAUCGCGAAUUCAAUAUGGUUGGUCGGUGAAGCAAUGAGAGAAGUUGGGAUGGUGGAAGAAUCGGUAGGGUUUUUUUGGAAAACGAUGCCUGCUAUGAGAGAAAUACAAGGUAUUCAGGAGUCACUACCAGCGGUCAGAGUCCUAGGAGGGCUUGCGGAGGGAUUCCAAGUUUUAGGAAAGGCCCCUCAGGCGAUAGGAUGGAGAGAAAGAGUACUAGAGGUGUCUUCCGUGGCUUUAGGUAGAGGCCACCCGGAGUCUAUCUUUUGGGCCAAGAGAGCUCGGGAAGGGUUAGAGGCAAGAGGAAUUCAACUAUUGAAAGCUCCCAGUCCGAGAAAAGUAGAAUGGUUCGUGGGGAAGCUACUUCUAGAAGGAAACAGACGGGGUGUGGGCCAGAAGAGGCUCUUGAAGUUUACGAGGAAGACCAUUAGGAAAUUCGAGUCGAGCGGUAGAUAG